Apaloderma vittatum (bar-tailed trogon) is the source of this 6675-nucleotide messenger RNA. It is a transcript of the gene SETX, whose product is annotated as senataxin. Gene Ontology annotation, molecular function: helicase activity; transcription termination site sequence-specific DNA binding. Lineage: Eukaryota; Metazoa; Chordata; Aves; Trogoniformes; Trogonidae. The record is from RefSeq and is a predicted model, not a curated record. The coding region runs from base 1 to 6675 and encodes 2224 amino acids. The transcript is spliced from 28 exons. Gene Ontology annotation, biological process: termination of RNA polymerase II transcription. Gene Ontology annotation, cellular component: nuclear body.
AUGAGCACAUGCCGAUGGUGUACACUUAGUGGUUCUGACACCACUGAGUUCCUGAAGAGCUAUGCUUCUGAACAGCUGUCCCUGGAAGAAUUUGAAGGAUCCAAUGAUGAUCUCUGUUACUGCCUGGAGUGUGUGGUUGAGUACCACAAAGCAAGGGAAAAAUUGCCAAGGUUGCAUAAGGUCUUGUGGGAAUUGGAGACCUCCCGUCUGGUUGCCCAUAUUGAGAAAUCCAUGCGAGAAGAAGCUGCAGAUGAUGAUGAUGAGUUGUUCUUAGUGGAUGAGCAAGGAGAGACACGACUGUCUGGUUAUGUGGGCCCAGAGUUUGAGAAUAACCUGCGAGUGCCCAUUCUAGAAAUACUGAAAUAUCCAUAUCUGCUGCUGCAUGAGAAAGUCAGUGAACUGUGCGUAGAAGUGCUCUGUAGAAUGGAACAAAGUCACAGCUCCUUUCAGGUCUUUGAUAAAUAUCCAGGAAUUUAUCUCUUUUUGGUUCACCCAAAUGAAGUGAUUCGUCGAUGGGCCAUCCUGACAGCAAGGAAUUUAGGGAAGGUUGACAGGGAUGAUUACUAUGACUUACAGGAAGUGCUGACUUGCUUAUUCAAAGUUAUUGAGUUGGGGCUUUUUGAGAGUCCAGAUAUUUACAGUUUUACAGUGAUUGAAAAGGGUAAACUCAUCCUUCUGCCGUCUCAUUUAUAUGAUACUGCCAACUACAAGAACUAUUGGCUAGGGAUUUGUAUGUUGCUAACAGUGCUGGAAGAACAAGCUAUGGACUCCUUGUUACUGGGCCCAGACAAACAAAAUGAUUUCAUGCAGUCUAUACUUCACACCAUGGAGAAAGAAGCACCUGAUGAUUCUACUGACCCCUUCUGGCCAGCGCUGCAUUGUUUCAUGGUUAUUCUGGAUCAGCUCGGAUCUAAAGUAUGGGGUCAGCUUAUUGAUCCUGUCCAAGCCUUUCAAACCAUUAUCAACAGUGUGAGCUACAACAAUGAAAUAAAAAAUAUACGCAAUAGCUUUAAGAGGACCAAAUCUGAACCAGAACCAGACUACGAUGAUGACAUGGUUACUUGUAGUCAGAUUGUGUAUAAUUAUAACACAGAGAAGCCUCAAAAGGAUGCUGGGUGGAAGACUGCCAUCUGUCCAGACUACUGCCCCAACAUGUAUGAAGAAAUGCAGACAUUGGCUAACAUGCUUCAGUCUGAUAUCGGCAGAGAUACACGUAUCCACGACAGCACGUUUCUGUGGUUCAUCCCUUUCGUUCAGUCGCUUAUGGAUCUCAAGGACUUGGGUGUAGCAUAUAUAGUAGAAGUCAUUCACUACCUUUGCUCAGAAAUCAAAGAUACUCUCAAUGAAAGAUUCCAGCAGUGUGACAAAAUCUCUGAGUUUUUUCUUCUGAUUUUGGUGUCGAUUAUUGAACUACACAGAAAUAAAAAGUGCCUGCAUUUGCUAUGGAUCUGUUCCCAAGAAUGGGUGGAGGCAGUGGUGAGAUGCGCGAAGCUUCCAGCUAUAGCAUUUACGCUUCGCACUGACAAAGUGUCUGGACACUGUGUGAAAAGUUCUUCAAUAUCUUUCCAAGCUUCUAACUCCGUGCAGCACUCCUGUGUGCAGUUAAUACGCAGCCUUCUUAAAGAAGGCUAUCAGAUCGGGCAGCAUGCUCUUUGCAAGCAAUACCUAGACAAGCUCAAUCUUCUUCUGCGAGGAAAUGUAUCUUUAGGUUGGCAUCUGAACGUCCAGGAAACCCAAGAAUUGCAAUUAUGUUUAAAGCAAGUUAUAAGAAAUAUCAAGGGCAGAGUGUCGCAUACCUCUGCGCCAGUUGCUCUAGCUCCUUUAAAAGUGAACCUCCUCUGCAGGAAGAUGGAGGGAUUAGUAACACCUUACUGCAAAAACCAAGAAAACUCAGUCCAUGAUAUAAAAAGGAAAGUGAAAGGUGCUGUGAGAUCUUCCAGUGAUGGCCAAAGUAGCAAGUCUUCCUGUGUUGGAGUUUGCCUUGACAACCAAGUCAUCGUGAUUUCAGACUCUUCUGAUGAAGAAGGGCGUGCAGCUGACAAGAAGGGAGCAAAAAAAAUGGAUGAAAAUGUGUGUCCUGAAGAGCAGCCUGCAACUUCCAGCUGCGUUUCUGAAUCAAAACCUCCAGGCUCUCCCUUACUACUGGAAGACUGUGAGUCUCAGUGCUUUGAAUUUGAAACUCAAGCUGAUAUCUUUUCAGCUUGGCAAGAUACUCAAGACUAUAGUAUGGAAGCAACUCAAGAGUACAAACAAGAAUGUGUUUCAACGGUGGGUGGCAGUAGUAAUUCUGAUGGCUUUCUGAAUGAUCACACAAACGAAUGGGGUUAUGAUGUGGAUUACUUAAGCGAUGAUGCCAUGGAAGAAGCAGACUUGAUAGAAAAGCAGAUAGAAAGUGUUUCUCAUCAGAAAGAAGGUGAUAAUACAAAAGAAGUAGUUAAUUCCACAUUGCAAGAAUCCAUAAGUAAGGAAAAUGCAAAAGAGCAGCUGGAGAAUUUUGCAGACAAAGGUACUGUUGCUAAACACCUCACCCUAGACUCAAAAUCGACUGAACCCAGAGCAUCUACCUCUAACAUCUCAUUAGCUUCAAAGUUGGCCCUUAAGAAAAGUAGUGUGAGCCCACGGAAGAACAUAGCAAAAUCUAAAGGAGCGAGAACUAUUCUAAGAAGUCCUAAAAACCCUUUCGUUCUUAAAACGGCACAAAAUAAAAAACUACUUCAAAGUACGCUAAGAAUUUCUCAACCUGACCGGUCAAUGCCUGCUGUGGUUCCGCCGAGGAAGGUUCGGCAAUGUCCUGCACCAGCAUCGACUGUAGAAAAACUCGGUCUGAAGAAGGCACCCCGCAAAGCGUUCGAAUUAUCCCAGCGCUCUUUGGACAGUAUAACGCAAUUGCGCAGCCACGGCAAAGCUGCAGGGAGGAUUGGAGUUCCACAGAAACGGGAGACUAAACAAAUUGCUGCUCAGAGUUUGUAUGUAAAGCAUAACAAAAAAUUUCUAGCCUGCCAAGAGCGGCAAUAUUUAAGGCAGACAAGGCCCAAAAAAAGUGUCAGAGCGAAAAACCCCGCAGGAAGUUCUGAGAGCAGAAACAAAAAAGUUAGCACAGUGUCUGCAAAAUCUGUGAAACGAAAGCCUGAAAAUUUUGAACUGGCAUCUGUUGAAAACCAAAGAGAGAAAAAAAGGGAGACUGUUAGUCCCUCUGCCAGCAAGAGAAAAUUUGAAAGCCUCUCGUGUGUCUCUAAAAUGCUUAGUUCUUCAGACUUGACUGGAAAAUCAGAGGGUUACAAUAGGGUGGUUCCUCCUGUACCUGUGGAUUCAAGUCUCAAUUCUUCUGUGCUUGCUGGGCAUGAUAAAAAUGAACCUUCCGGAAAAGGUUGCGUUGUCCAGCCGGAGCAUGAGAAGACAACUUCAAAAGAGAAUGGUUGCACACCAGAUGAAAACAGUGAAGAUGACGAUGAUUUAUUUUUAACUCAGCGAGAACCUGAGGACAUGGAAUUAUGUUCCCAGGAGGAAAGUGUUCGAGAUACUACUAUAGCUAGUAAAAAACCAGAGGAGAUGGAUACUGCUGAAAGCAUUCAGCAGAAUGAAUCCUUGACUGUUGUGAAAUGUGAGUACAAAGACUGUGUUGAAAAAGUGGGAAAACCAGGAGAGUACUGUAGUAAGCAUUCAGCCACCACCAGCUCAGCAGCAGAUCACCUGUUUGUUAAACCUUCUCUCCUGCCACCUUCGAAAAUAAGAAAGCCUUCCACUACCAAAAUUUUCAGCUCGGUGAGUUCUUCACGGAAUGCAGCCUUAAGCAAGGACCUCGAAAACGUUCCAAAGGUAUCGCCAGCUUCAAAAAGCAAAGCAAGCGCAGUGAAACAGGUGGUGAUCCGGCCACCGAGCACGAAGGCUGUACCGAGAGGCAAUCAGCCCUGCGGCUCUCCAAGUUUCAGUAACCUACCUCAACCCCGUGCUUAUGAUAACGUUCUUCAGCCACAAAACAGACAGAACAACGUUCCAAGUAAUUACAGGCCAGCCCGAGAAGCUUCCUUUAUUGGCGCUCAGCAGCGGGAUCAUAGUGUGUUUGUUAAAGAAGUUCUCAAAUGGACUUACGAUAUGUUUGUGAACUCCAGCCAGUUUGGACCUCCGAGUAAUCUCCUGCAGUCUGUAGUAGCCGCUGUUCCUGUCCAAUUUCAGGGGUACAAUGACUAUUUUAAUACGUUUUUCCCCUUGAUGAUGCUAAAUGCCUUUGAAACACUGGCACAGGACUGGAUAGAAAACCAGAAAGCAAAAGAGAAGUGUUACCUCUUCUGCUUACAGAACUUCUGUGCUGACUUGAAUACAGCAGAUUUUAAAGCUCCUUUUCGAGAAACUGAUCUGGCAAGGCAGCUUCAUCCGAAGGAGGAUGACUUGAUCCUUUUGGUAGUUCAAAAGAAAAAAGACCCCUUUAGGGAAGACAGUGAGAUGGAGACCCAUAUAGUGAACCACGUUGGGCUUGUGACACGAUUUUCUCGUGCAUCUGGCAGUUUAACUAGACAAAAGGAGCAGCAUACCAUCUGUCAUCUUUCUGUGCAAACUCGAGGCAAUUUGUCAUUCUUCAUAAAUAAGGAAGUGAAGUGUGUGGUGCUUGGCUCCCUGGUGACUGUCCAUCGAACGUUCAAAGGUCUCCUGCUCUUGAGCAGGAGUCCCCUGGCUAAACCCAUCAUAGAUCCACGUUACCAGGACUUCUGUCCCAGAGAUUUGCCUGUAGCUUCAGAAAGUGCUGUGAGUCCUGCAGCUAGAAGUAUGAAUGAAUACAAUGAAAAUCAGAAGAGAGCCAUUGAAACAGCUUAUGCCAUGGUAAAGCAACAUCCAGGGCUUCCCAAGAUCUGCCUCAUCCAUGGACCGCCUGGCACAGGGAAAUCAAAAACUAUUGUCGGACUUCUGUCUCGUGUUUUGAGAGAAAAUACUAGAAAUGAGAAAACAGCUCAAACAAGUUCCAAGAUCAAGAAAAACCGUUUCCUGGUUUGUGCGCCAUCAAAUGCUGCUGUUGAUGAACUCAUGAAAAAGAUCAUCAUUGCAUUUAAGGAAAAAUGCCAGAACAAACAGGAGCCUUUGGGAAAUUGUGGUGAUAUCAAAUUAGUGCGACUUGGUGCUGAAAAAGCAAUCAACAGUGAAGUCCGGGGAUUUAGUCUGGAUAAGCAAGUUGAACAUAGAAUGAAACGAAAGCCAACUGACUAUGAUCGGGAUCUUCAGAAGAAAAAAGAAGCUUUGGAUCAAAAGCUGGACAUGCUGUCUCGUCAGCGUGCCAGGCAGAGAUGUGAGAAGAGGGAGAGUCAAAUGUUAGAUGAUGAAAUCGGCAGACUUUCGAAGGAGAGACAGCAGCUUGCUUCUCAACUGAAAGAGGUCCGGGGGCAUUCUCAGAAAGUGCAGACAGAUAUCAUCCUGGAAUCUGACAUCAUCUGCUGCACACUGAGCACAAGCGGAGGAGUUCUGCUGGAAUCUACUUUUUUGCGGCGAGGAGUUGAUUCUUUCAGCUGUGUCGUUGUGGAUGAGGCAGGACAGUCCUGUGAGGUUGAAACACUGAUUCCACUGAUCCAUCGCUGUAAUAAACUUGUCCUUGUUGGAGAUCCCAGGCAACUUCCUCCUACUGUAAAAUCAGUAAAAGCUCAGGAAUACGGCUACGAUCAGUCCCUGAUGGCGCGGCUGCACAAACACCUGGAGGAGCAAGUGCAGAAGAAUGUUUUGCGGAGCCUGCCGGUGGUGCAGCUGACGGUGCAGUACAGGAUGCACCCUGACAUCUGCCUCUUCCCAUCCAAUUAUGUUUAUGGCAGGACUCUAAAGACUGACAAAGCCACAGAAGAGAACAGAUGUUCUUCAGAAUGGCCUUUCCAGCCCUACCUUAUUUUUGAUGUAGGAGAUGGUCGUGAGGAGCGAGACAAAGACUCUUUUAGUAAUCCUCAGGAAGUGAAGCUGGUGCUGGAAUUAAUUAAAACAAUUAAAGAAAAAAGGAAGGAUCUGGGUCUUCGUCGCAUUGGAAUAAUUACCCCUUACAGUGCACAGAAAAAGAAAAUUCAAGAACAACUGGACAGAGUGUUUGGGAGAGACAUGCACCCAGGAGAAGUGGACACAGUGGACGCAUUCCAGGGACGAGAGAAAGACUGUGUCAUAGUGACCUGUGUCCGGGCAAACAGCACUAGAGGGUCCAUCGGGUUCCUGGCAAGUCUUCAGCGUCUGAAUGUUACGAUUACUCGAGCCAGAUUCAGCCUCUUCAUCCUUGGAAGACUGGAGACGCUCAUGGAAAAUAGAGACUGGAAUGAGUUGAUUCAGGACGCCCAUAAACGAGGUGCCAUUAUCAAGACAUCAGAAGAAAACUAUAGGAAAGAUGCUGUUAAGAUUUUGAAGUUCAGGUCAACAGUGCGGCCCCCAACCAAACCAGAGACAAAGAAAUCUCCUCUGCAGCCUUGUUCUUCCAGUAGCAAGAGGGAUGAGCUCGCAAGCCCAAAGGAGGUCAGCAGCCCCACGGGACACGUGGCUAGUGCUGGCCACACUGAAGCCGAGGGCCCCAGCAGGCAGCGCAGGCUGCAGGCUCCCGGAGAGGCAGCGCCUCCGGGCCCGUGGAAGCUGCAGCAGUGCGUCCCGCUGAUCGAGAGAAACUACGGGACCCGAGGCUGGCAAGCAUGGCUAAAAGUGGACCGAAAGACGUUGUGCAAGUCCUAG